GGAUAUCUCACCCAUACAGUGGAUUCUAUAGCCGUAUGUACCCGUCAUUUUUGCAAUCCUCUUUGAAUGGCUGCCGUGACCCAUGAUUCGUCUCGUUAUCUGUUUCUGUCAAGAAUUGAGAGCAUCACCCACACAACACAGAAACGAACACAGAGACAACAUCCAUUUUUUUUUUUCCCUUACUCAAAUGGCUUCCAACAUCCUCAAACUCAGAACACCAACAAUUAAACUCACAAAACCCACCGCUCCAUUGAAGCCUUUAACAAGAACUCUCUUCCCAUCUCAACCAACUCCUUACGGGCCGCACCAUCAUAAUCACUAUGAACACCAUCACCUUCACCUCUCCUUAUUGCCCCAUAAGCAGCUACUCCAUCGGUCUUUAUUUCUGCAAUCUUCACUCUCAUCUUACACCCCACCCACCACUAAAGAAGAAGCCAUCCUACAAGCCAAGACAUGCCUCUCAACCACCUUAGAGAAGCCCCUCAACAACCCAAGACUCGCAGCAGGCAAGCUCAGGAAACAGAACCAGCCCAGGUUCCGAAUCGAGAUCCCAGUCGUCGACGAUUCGGUAGAGUCACUAUCCCAACUCGCUCUCCAGGUGCUCGGAGACCUACCCAUUAGAAGAAAAGGCUCUCCGCUGAAGAUCCUAAUUUUAUGGCCCGAUCCCACCUCUGCAAGAUUAGCUACCAAAGCCUUCGAGUCUCUGUCAUCGAAAUCAAACCAGGUUGAACAAAUCGACCUUUCUUCGAUCACUGAUUAUGAUGACGGAGUCUUAAAUUCCGCCGAUGUAGCAGUGUUUUUGGCCCCGGAGGCUUCAAAAUUGGAUGUUAUGAAAGCGGCUACUGAUAGUAUAUAUCCGAAACCGGUGGUGGUUUUCAAUCCCAACUGGGCAUUUGAAGAGGAGAGUGGAUUUGGGGAAUUGAGUAGGUUUGUUAGAUCGUUUGAAGUAGUUUAUUCGUUUAUGGGUUUGGAGGUCCGAGGAGUUCUGAGUAAGAAGAGAGGAAUGGUUUUCAGAUGUGUAAAAGAUGGGGUUUUGAGUGGUGAGAAAUGGGAGGUUUUGGUUGAAGAAGGAGGAGAACUGAAGGUGAUUUCGAGGUUCAACAAACGACCAUCGAUUGGUGAGGUUGAGAACGUUCUUUAUAAUAUGAUGGCAGCUAAUUCGCCAAUGACCAAGUCUGCGAAGUUUCUGAGAGAUUUGGUGUCGAAUGUGAGGGGAAAGAAGUAAGACUUGAAGGAAUGUGUGUAUCUUGUUUGUUGAAAUUCCUGAAUGGCUGAACCGGUGGCAGUGGCCAUUGCUUUUUGUAGAAUUUGCUCCAGACCAAAUUUUACUCUUUAUUUUGUAACGAA
Macadamia integrifolia is the source of this 1347-nucleotide messenger RNA. RefSeq lists its product as uncharacterized. Gene Ontology annotation, cellular component: chloroplast. Lineage: Eukaryota; Viridiplantae; Streptophyta; Magnoliopsida; Proteales; Proteaceae. The transcript has a single exon. Bases 83 to 1225 code for a protein of 380 amino acids. The record is from RefSeq and is a predicted model, not a curated record.